Molecule: messenger RNA, 920 nt
Organism: Temnothorax curvispinosus
Lineage: Eukaryota; Metazoa; Arthropoda; Insecta; Hymenoptera; Formicidae
Gene: akirin
Product: akirin-2
Exons: 2
Biological process (GO): positive regulation of innate immune response; positive regulation of transcription by RNA polymerase II
Cellular component (GO): nucleus; chromatin
Molecular function (GO): transcription coregulator activity
Source: RefSeq, a predicted model, not a curated record
CAUCGCGUUGAGCGCAGUAUUUGUUUUGUCGGUGGAAGUUGCGCGUCGAUCGACGUUGUUCUCAUGCGCGCGCGCGCGCGCGUACACCAGCUACGGUUCUGUCCGUGAAGUCGAGCGAGCCGAUCAGAUUUCGAGAAGCCGUGCGUCCACGAGGAACCCUCUCGCCGUGUCCGUAUCACGCCGUUGGAACGAAGACUCGUGGUGUCACGCGAGACGCGGCGCCCGUCCCCCCUCUCACGGCCGCCCGCCGUCGACGGCCCCGUGCCCCUCCCUCCCCCCUACCACCCCCCUCAGGGGGGGGGGCCACGGCCCGUGCCCGACUGGGUGUUGGGUGUCAGUCCAGUCAGUCGCACUCUCGCCUCUCGCGCACGCGGGGGGACCCGACCCACGGUAAGCUUUAAGCCCGAGAACGCCGCGCCACCAGCGCCGACAGCAGUAGCACCAUGGCGUGCGCCACGCUCAAGAGGUCCUUGGAGUUCGACCCGGUGCACAGCCACGGCCGGCCCAGCAAGCGACGGAGGUGCAUGCCGAUGUCGUGCGCGUCGCCGGGCGCGUCCGCGUCGUCGCCGCGCGGCGGCCCGCUGCCGCAGAAACCGUCGCCGUUCGGCGAGAUAGCCAGCAAAUUGACGCCUGAAAAGAUGGCAGCCAACAUCAGAGAAGAAAUCCGCAGAUUGCAGCGACGUAAACAAUUGCACUUUCAUCCCCAGACCAACAGUGGCGAUUCAUCGGACAUGGAGGGACCUUCCAGUCCUUCUGGCCCAUCUGGCUCUUCUUUAACUCUUUUUAGUCAUAACACUAGCGGAAAGGAAAAACCACUUUUCACAUUUAGACAGGUAGAAUCUUUUAAUCAUUUACAUCUUUUAAUUAAGAAAUAUGCGAAUCUACUUUCUUACGUUUACGUUGGGAUUAUUGUAUUAGAG